Hippoglossus stenolepis (Pacific halibut) is the source of this 5293-nucleotide messenger RNA. RefSeq names its product forkhead box O1 a (gene foxo1a). The record is from RefSeq and is a predicted model, not a curated record. Bases 350 to 2344 code for a protein of 664 amino acids. Lineage: Eukaryota; Metazoa; Chordata; Actinopteri; Pleuronectiformes; Pleuronectidae. Gene Ontology annotation, biological process: regulation of transcription by RNA polymerase II. Gene Ontology annotation, molecular function: DNA-binding transcription factor activity, RNA polymerase II-specific; RNA polymerase II cis-regulatory region sequence-specific DNA binding. The transcript is spliced from 3 exons. Gene Ontology annotation, cellular component: nucleus.
GCAGAGGAUACUUCCAGUAAAGUCGUGUCACGCUGUUAAACGCGCAGAAUCAACAGACGCGAGCACAACAUCACCAACCGACGCGAAGUUUUUCUACUUCCACAUGAGCGAACUUUUCACCGACACGCUUCUUCUGUCUGUGUUGUUUUUCUAUCCGGGGGAUGUAAGUGCGGAGCUGUCGCCCAGGAGGAGAACACUUUUGCCGGACACAUUCCCGAAUUCUUCCACUUUCCAAAAAGCGACAUUGUAACUUUUUUCCCUCCGGAGCUUCAGUUCUGUCGCAUUUUCAUGACAUUGUAACAUUUUAUCUAAUUUUUUUUUAUUUUGUGGGCUCCGUCACCUCUCGACCAUGGCGGAAGCGGCCCCGCUGCCACACCUGGUGGAGAUCGACCCGGACUUCGAGCCCCUGUCGCGGCCCCGCUCCUGCACCUGGCCCCUGCCGCGGCCGGAGUUCAUCAACCCGGGCGACUCCAACACCUCCUCGCCGGUGCCCUCCGUGAAGCAGGAGCCCGCCGGCAACGCCGAGUUCAUCAACAACCUGAGUCUGCUGGAGGAGAGCGAGGACUUCCCGGAGCAGAAGCCGGUUCUCCUGUGCACCGACUUCCAGUGUCAGGAGAGCUGCGUCCACCAGCAGCAGCAGCAGCAGCAUCAGCAGCAGCAGCACCAGACCCCGCAGCUCCCGCAUCAGCAGCAGCAGCAGCAGCAGGUGCCUCUUCUCUCCUCCCCGGUCGGGUCCUCGUCCUCGGCGGCCGCGGCCGCAGCUGCCGCCGCUGCCCAGAGGAAGAGCAGCUCCUCCCGGCGGAACGCGUGGGGGAAUAUGUCAUACGCAGACCUCAUAACCAAAGCUAUCGAAAGUUCCCCCGAGAACCGACUCACUCUGUCCCAGAUUUACGACUGGAUGGUGAAGAGUGUGCCGUAUUUCAAAGAUAAAGGAGACAGCAACAGCUCUGCAGGAUGGAAGAACUCCAUUAGACACAACCUGUCGCUGCACAGCCGCUUUAUUCGCGUCCAGAAUGAGGGAACGGGGAAGAGCUCGUGGUGGAUGUUGAACCCGGAGGGUGGGAAGAGCGGCAAGUCCCCACGGCGCAGAGCUGCCUCCAUGGACAACAACAGCAAGUUCACCAAGAGCAGAGGAAGAGCAGCAAAGAAAAAGCUGUCCCUGCAGGGAGGCCCUGACGGAGGCGCAGAGAGCCCAGGCUCCUACUCUAAGUGGCCUGGCAGCCCCAACUCCCACAGCAACGAUGACUUUGAUGCAUGGAGCAGCUUCAGGCCUCGGACGAGCUCCAACGCUAGCACUCUGAGUGGCCGCCUCUCACCCUUCAUGCCGGAGGAUGAUCUCGGGGAGGCAGACGUGCAUAUGGGCUACCCAGGUGCCCCUGGCACCAAAAUGACGGCCACACUGCCCAGCCUGACUGAGAUGACAGGCUCUCUGGGACACAGCUCUGAGAAUGUCAUGGAGAACCUUCUGGACAACCUGAACUUGCUCUCGCCCAACAAUUCUCAGGUUGGAGGAGGGGCGACAACCCCAGGCUCCUCCCAGUCCUCCCCGUCUCCCAUGAUGCAGCCGAGCCCUGGGUACCCCGCGUACAGCUCCCCCAGUAUGGUCACACAGCCUCAGCAGGAGUAUCGCAAGUGUGGUUAUGGACAAGCGGGUAUGAACGCCCUUUCCUCCAUGCCGCUGCAGACGCUGCCAGAGAGCAAGCCCAGCUUUGGACCCAGUAUGGGCCAGUACAGCUGCCCUGCAGGGCUUCUGAAGGAGCUGCUGACAUCAGACACAGACCAGCACGGAGAUCUCAUGCCGUCAGUGGACACUGUGGUGUCUCAGUCCAGUGGAGGCUGCAUGCUGCCGCCAUACAGCAGCAGUCAGCAUGCGGCCAAACACAUUGGAGGAGGGAACGGUCACUUGCACAGUCUCUCUCACACUCAUCCGCACAAUGUGCACAGCCAAGCCCCAGUCACGUCACAAGCUAUGAAUGGCCGCUUGCUCAUGUCCCUGAGCCACAGUGGGGGCACCUCACGUUUGCCUACAGCCAAAAUCCCUAUGCAGAUGCCUUAUGGCAUCUCCAGCCACCUCAGCGGGGGAGGCAUGCCUGGUGGCUUCUGCCCCCUCAACACCAACGGAUACGGUCGACCAGGCCUGCCACCACCCUCACACCCAGAGAAGCUGCCCAGCGACUUGGACGACAUGUCCAUUGAGAGGUUUGAGUUUGACAUGGAGACUGUCCUCCAUGACACUCUGAUGGACGGGGACUCACUUGACUUCAACUUUGAGCCAAUGGUGACCCAACAAGGUUUCCCCCACGGGGUUAAAACCACCACACACAGCUGGGUAGCCGCAGACUGAAAAAAAGAACAGUCCUGUUCAUCUGGAUCAUUGUUGUUAUUGCUGUUUGGAUGUUAAAGCCUCGUCCCAGUUCAAUCAUCACCUGCAGUUUUCUAACAUCAACUUUUCUGUUCCAAAAAGACUUUUCUGAUCAUUUCCGUGAUCUGCUGAGGACGCAACACCAUUAGAGACCCUGAGCUGAAGACAAUAAAACCAGGAUUCAUUUUGAAAUAUCAUAAUAUUCUGUACAAACAAAGUGCCAAACAUUUUUGCCUUAACAUAAGAGCCAAACUGAAACACACCUCUCUGGUUUACUCACCAAGGCUAGAAAUAGAAACUGCCAACUUCAUCUCGUCAUCAUCAUCAUCAUCAGCAGCAGCACAAUCUGUGGACGUGCACAAGCUCAUACCAUUCUGUUUACUGUCUCCACAAUCAACCUUUGUUGUAUGUGCAGUUUAGUGAUAAUUGAUCACCACUACGGGCAAAUUAUGAAGGUAAUCUGGCUCAUGGGUUUGUGACCUGAUAUGAUUUAAAGUGAGAAUUCUCAAGGGAUCCUCGGACGAUGUUACAUAAUGUCUCGCUUUGUUAUCGCCUGAAUGUACAUAAAGUCGUACAAAGUUUGUAAAAUCAGGUCCGUAGUGUAUUUUAUAAGACUGUAAAUAGUGUUUACAGAAUUGAAGCAAACAUUCAAGGCAGCAGGAGUGAGCUCACACACAAAACUGGAUCUGAUUCUUUUAAAAACACGUGUCAGGUGUUUGAGAAUCCUUCUCAAUCAGGCUGUAAAAUGGAAAUAAACUCAGAUUUCUUGUACAUAUAUUAAGAAUGUAUAUUAAAAUUAUGUAGUAGGUGUUUACUAGAUUUAGUAUAUAUAUAUAUACAUAUAUAUAUAUAUAUUUGACGGCUAAAUUAUUUGAGGUUAAGAUAGAUUUAUGCUGGUGCAUAACCUGCACUCAGACGUCAAAAUAGUUCUGAGACAUUUGUCACUCUGACCCUUAAUACCACAGGGGCCUAUUUAUUGUGCCUAACAAAGUAGAUAUCGACUGCAGGCUUGAAGGGUUUUAUGUUGUAAAUGUCUACGGUCCAGAUGAUACUCAAAUCCAAGAGAAUUGCAGCGAAGUCUUGAUUUCCAGUUCCCUGCUUUUACAAGAAGAAGCGAGCGAGGGAGUGUAGAGUUAGAGACAAUGUUUUGGUUCCUGAACGCUUCGUGAAUCGUGAGCAGGUCGAGGCAGGUUCGAUAAAAGACGUCCUGAGUCCAAGACCUGCUGGAGAUUGUCCUUAAAGACACUGUGAGCAACCAGCCUGUCCCCUGUUAAGUUCCAGAACUUUUUACAUUUUCUUAUUUGUCUCAGAACGUUCGCGUGACUGAUUUUUAAAUUAGAACAGUAUGAUUCCUUCUUAACAAGACUCCACUUUCACUCUGCCUCUACCUCUACCUAUCUCUGUCUUUUUAAACAUUUAUUGGUUUAAACAUGUGAUAGCUUGAUAGCUCCGAACGUCUUUUUUUUUUUUUAACAAAACAUUUAUUUUGAUUAGUUUAUGAAGUUUCCCCUGAAAAGCGCUACUUAGAUGUUAAGUAUUUUAUCUAGCUUGUAUAUUUGCAUUUUUCGGACCUGCUUUUCCCACUUAUUGCUGUACUAACAAUGAGCUUGUAAGCCAGUCAGUGACUUAUUACGUGGCGACCUUAAGUAAAGAUGGUAUCGUAGACGUGAGUUCUCACAAGGUCGACUGGCGGAAAGACCAAGUGGCUUAGAGAUAAACUGAAAACUGCCUAUUUGACGUUAAUCUUUAUUGAUUCAUUCACUCAGAAACCACAUAUAUCAGCAUGCGUCAGUUCAUGUGCUGUAAAGGACAGUGGGCAGGAAGUCGUGCUGCCACCUCCAACCGCAGGGGAAAGCUCCUUCCUCAGCUCUGGUGUUUGGUUGAGAUGAGAACUUUGCAAACCCCAGUGCUGUAACAGCACAUGAUCUGAAACAGGUUUGAAGUAACGCCUGGGAGCGAGAAGGUUUACGAAGAGUACAAAUGAAAUUCUUAACAUUUCAAAAAGGCUCUGCAGAGAAGCCGUUCAAGAAGCUGCUGUUUGGCUGUGGUGCCAGGUGUUGCCUUUUCUUACCCAAACAUGCCAUAAUGUACUAUAGCCAAAUUUGCCUUUUUGAAGUUAAAGUGAUAUAUUUAGCAUUUUUAUCAUGUGAUAUGUUCAGAAUUAUAUAUAUAUAUAUAUAUACAUAUAUAUUUGUGCCGGUCACUCAAGUCAGGAUAAACUAUAAUGAAUCCAUGUAGUCAGUGUCACAGGGUUCAUUCUAAAAGUAAAAGAGCUGUACUAAGUAAAUUAUAUCUCUACAUUUUAAAAUUUUUGAAUCUAUGCAUUGUAUUCUUUAAUUUUAUGUUGCUACUGUUAUAUUUUCCUUUUUUUUUUUGAACUUAUGACAGAGAUAUUUUAUUGUAACAUAGCGCUGUGAGAUAUUAUGGUGUUGUUGUUGUCAAAAGUCUAUGUUCCAGAUAGUUAUAUGGGAAAAAAAUGAAGUUUAUUUAGAAGAUAGAUGCUGCAGUGAUUGAUAGGCUAAGCUUUUGUAAACUGACAAUGUUGUAUUUCUUGUAUUUAGCUACAGUUUUUAGAAAAUAGCAUCAAAAAAGCAAAUUACUGAAAAAAAAAAAAAUGUUAAGAUACAUUGCAUUUUUGAAAAAUGAAAAAAAACACAAUAUUUAGUCCUGCUCAGAAUGCAGAUUCUGGACCAAUUUUUUUUGUAAUUUUAUGAAUAGAAAGAUAUUGCACUUUUACACACAUUUUAUAACAAAGUGCUCCUCGAAACAAGAGGAAGAAUACCCGAUACAUAUUUUAAAAUAAAAAUCUGUUACAUUUAACUUAUACAGGAGUAAAUUGGAAAUAUGCUGUGUGAUUUGCAAUCAAUACGAAUAUGUAACUUGUUCAAUAUUAAUGUAUUAAGACCUGAAUAAAUGUACUUCUGUGUUCAA